This is a messenger RNA of Stereum hirsutum FP-91666 SS1, 1384 nucleotides long. RefSeq lists its product as uncharacterized. The transcript has 6 exons. Bases 11 to 1192 code for a protein of 393 amino acids. The record is from RefSeq and is a predicted model, not a curated record. Lineage: Eukaryota; Fungi; Basidiomycota; Agaricomycetes; Russulales; Stereaceae.
CCAUCUCACCAUGAACUCAACGUUACCCUUAGAUGUUGACCGCUUGAUGUCCUCUGCUGACUUUGGCCUGGCAGGCAUUCGUGCAGGACUCGACCAAAAGAAAGAGCUCCAUCGAGAGGCCAAACUUCGCUGCAGUUACUGUGGCAAGGAGGACGACGAAAAAAAACCUCUGAAAGCAUGCACACAAUGUCGGGAAGCUCGCUAUUGCGACAGAGAAUGCCAGGUCGCGCAUUAUAAGUACCAGCACAAAAAAGACUGCACGUCUUUCAGAGAACCGCCACUCUGUCGCUCAUGGAACACAAAGACGGUCCUCCCUGAUACGAAGUACCCCGAGCGUCCUACCUUUGCUCAAGGUCACAACGACGGGGUAGGUUGCUGGGUAUCCGUCGCAGGAUCCAUAGACUGCAGUCUUUCACCCUCUCCAGGUGAUCGUCUCACCGAACGAAAGAAGAUGUCGGCGGCAGAACUCCUCGCGAAUCUUCCCGGAGCGCCCAGCUCAGGCUCGUAUCUUGAUCUAUCUAUCCUCGUCCAGAAUCGAAGAAAAGCAGAGCCCGUCAUCGUCGUCGGAAAGGCUUUCCUCGCUGUCACAACUAAACAAGGGAAGUCCAAAGCGAUGGAGGGUAAAAAGUCGACAGAUAUCAUUCAGAUGAUACCUCAUCCCGAGGGGGGCGAAGUUCCCGCCGUCACCCCCGCCUUCAUCAAGCUAACUUCCUUCAACGGAAAAGAUGAAAAACAAGGCAAAAAUCCCUCCGCUGCCAUCCUAGACCAGACCUUCUCCGCCGUCCUCCUCCGCCCCGGCGACUUCGCCAUCUUCGAAUCUCAAUACCGUCUCGGCGGCCCCUCAAUCACCAAAGACUUCGAAGCCCUCUCCCUCCUCUCCCACAUCAUCAUCCCCGCUGUCCCCUACGACCCUUCCUUCCCCGGUCCAUACAAGGACCUGCUACCCCGCGCGGCGAAUAAGGGCGAGCUGUGCGAGGUGAGGGGCAUGAUCGACCAGGAGGAGGUGGAGGACUGGUAUGCGGAUUAUGUGACGCUGGGGAAGAAGGCGUAUAUUAGGAGUCACUAUGGGCAGGCGAGGGCGGAUAUGAUCGAUGCGGGGGAUAAUAUGGGGCAGCAGUUGCAGCAGAUGAUGUUGGCGAUGGCGGCGGGGAGGAUGGGGAGCAACGGUGGGAGUUUUCCGGGAUUUGGGUGAGGAGGGUUGAGUGGCGAGGGGUGAAGGAGCUGUGUCGUUGCGGAGACUCGGAGGUGUAGAAUGGGAGAAGUGCUUUUGAUCUUGAGAAGAUAUGUUGUAUGAGAUGUACUAUUAUACCUGACUUCGUGAGCUUGCUUUUCUUGAUAUCAUUGUCUUGAAGUCAUCCCUGGCUAGCUGAUUAUUUCAAUAUUG